AUGAAGCUUGAAUUGAUUAUUGAAAAGAAUGUUAUUUUAAAACGUGAUAAACCUUGGUCACAGUUUUAUUCUCUGAACGAUCAGGAACUUCUCUGUUAUAAUGAACAGAAAAAGUUCGAAUCGGCUAAUUCCUCGAACGGGAAAAUCGAACAUGUAUCAAAUAAAACAAUAAUUAAUGUGUCGAAAUCGUCUCUUGCUCAUUGUUUAUCCGCCAACGGUCAAUUCUGCGCAUUUCUCUCCCCAAAUUAUGAUAUAACGAUUUGGAAUAAAGAAAAAUUAAUUCGAACCACAACAUCCUGUACAUCCGCGAUCAAUGCAAUUAAAACUACACCAUAUAUUCACAUUAGUAACACUGGUGAUCAAGCUGUUCUCAUUCUACGACAACCAUGUCGAGUAUUUCUUUGGCUGAGAUCUCUUCAUUCAUUGUCAAUUUCAACUAAGAGUCAUCAUAAAAGUCCUAUCUGCUCCAGUAUUGGACAUCGUUCGACAGAUGAAAUCGGUACUUGGCAUGAAGUGGUGCUAACAAAUAAACAACUGGAUGCGAUGAAUGAUGCGAAAUAUCAGAUAUCAUCGGAUGUUUUCUUUCACUCAAAACAUCCCUCGAUUACUUGCGCUUUUACCUUUACCGAUCCAGUAGGUUAUGUUCAAAUCAAUCGUCUCGAUAUCGAAUGGAAAUCAACUAUCUAUGCUGAGCAAUCCGUAUCAUAUUCAUUCGAAACUCUUCAAAUUCCGUUAAAUCCUUCGUGUACGGCAAUACACUCUAUUCGUUUUGCACAUACAUCACCGAUUGUAGCAAUUAGUUUAACAACAAAUGUUCUAUUCGUUUCAUUGACAACUAUCGCAUUUUCGAAAUUACUUCCUGUAAACUGUUUGUUUGUUACAUCUCCCAGUCAUCAACAGGUUCGUAUCAACGAUUUAGCAUGGAGUUUCGAUGAUCAGUUUAUAAUUGGUUUAACAAAUCGUGGUGCUCUGUUUUUUCUCAAUCGUUUCGGCUCGCAAAUCAAGCUAGUUACUCAAGGCGAAUGUAUUACUCAAGGACCAUCCCCAUUCGUUAUUGUUCAUCCAUUAAUUGGUCAAGAUAGUGAAGCCACCAGUCACCUCGGUUUAGAUUCGUUUAUGAGAUCAAUCGUACCGUUUCCUAAUGACGAUAAAACCAAACAACAAACGUAUUCUUUAACGAUCAAUCCAACAAAAUCGAUAUUUUAUUGCAGUGAUGGUUAUCGCCUAGCUCGUUUAACAUAUUCAAGUAAAAUUCGGGAUAGACGAUUCUAUGAUCCGUUACUUUAUUUAUACUUAACCGAUUUGAAUCACCAGGAUGAUCAACAUUCGAUAUUCAUACACAAAACACGGUCAUUAGAUGAUCUUCCAAAGGCUAUUGAUCGUUUCGACACGGAAAGUCUUCGCAGUGGCGGAGCAGGAUUAUACAUUUCGUCGAAGUACGGAAGUUUAACUUCGUUACCAAUUGAUGAUUUACCUCAAUUAUCAUUAGAUGAUAUCUUUUCUGCCUAUCAUCUUCUUCUCACAUCAUCCGAACGUGUUCAACAUGAAAUAUGUGCAUGUCUUGAACGUACAACACAAAAUCUAUUGAUCUCAUCCGAUAAUCAAGAUAUUCUCACUUCAGUCCAACUAUCUCAUUGUUUAACAAAUCUUCUUCUAUCAUCAUCGUUUGGUUCGUUGACAUUUUCGCAUCUUUCAUGUUUAACAAAAUUUCUUCCACUAUUCAUUCACAUCUUUCAACAACAGACGACAGUUGUGAACGAUCCGGAAUUGUUACAACUGUGUAUUGUACGUAUUGUUGAACAAUGGUUACAAUCAGUUCUGUUUAUCCCAACACGUUUGAAUACAUUUGAGCUCUGCCGACGGCAGAAAUUGGAUAGCAUUGCCGAAGAGGAAAGAAAUUUUCGACUAUGUAAAGGAAUUAAACAACUCGAAUUAUUGCAAGGCACGAAUAUUAAUCUAGAUGAAUUCUUAGCAUCAAAUUUACCCAAUCAACAUUUGAACGCACAGACCAUCGAUUCUCGAUACAAUCGAAUAACGCUCCUUCGUUCAUGGUAUGCACUUUGGACUGCAAUUGAAAGGAAAUCUCGUCGUAAUAAACAAAACCUGCCGAAAUACCUAACGACAAUGCGUCUCUUUCUUCAAACAAUUCUUCAUUCUUAUCCAUCAUUGAACACAAUUCAUUUCGUACCGUAUGGUCGUCCAAUCGAUUUAAAUGAUCUUUUCCCACCAGUGAUCACCUCAGUUGAUCAUCCAUUACAUAAAAAAGGUUAUUCAACAAUGAAUGAGCGACGGAAACAACGUCGUCGAACAGCAAAUCCUGUCGAACAACCUAGUUCUGCACGUUCCUAUCGUCGUGGAAAACCGCCAACCGAAGCACGUAAAGCUCUUGUUCUUCAUCGUGUUCUCUACAGUUUACUUGAACAAUACAACAUACGCGAUGCUGUUUGUAUACUAAACGUUGCCCUACGACGAGAAACAUCACUCGUAUCAUCGUGUUUACCACUGGAUUUGUUUAGUGCGAAUCUAUUUCAAUAUAUCGAUACACGAACACAUUUCGGUAUGCCUGGUCAUGCUCUACGAUCUGUUCUACGUACUCUCGCACGUUUUAUGGCUCGAUCGAUGAUAAUUAAUGAGAAAAAUCAAGAACAGCAAGAACUAUUCAUCUAUUCGAUUGAUUCAGCAUAUCCUCUACCGAAUUUGUUCAAAACCAAAUAUAAAACAAACGAACAAUUAAAAUAUCGAAAGAUUUCCAUUGAUCGAAAUCGAUUAAAUAUCGCAAUCGAACAGCAAAAAUUAAGUAAAUUUUGGCAACCAUUAAAGGUAUUGGAACUGUUCAUACUUGGUCAAUCACCAAAUGAAGCUGUAUUUUUCGCUAAACUAGUUGGUGACUGGCGAACAGCAUUAUGUUUAGCAUCUGUCUUGCCACCUCACAAUGGCUUGUACGCAUCGCCGAAAACUCUCAAUGGAUCAUCUCAAUCGUAUUCGCCUUUAAAUACAAUUACAGUCGAUGCACUAUUGUAUACAAAACUUUGUGAAUAUCUUCAAAUAGAUAAUCUGAAAUCAAUCUUGAAACGUUCGUAUAAACAGGAAGAGAUUAUCUCAUUUACUCAAAAUUUAUCAUCAACAUUAGAACAAUUUCUUCUUUGUUCAACCCUAUUACAAGUUCCAUUAACUGAAAUGCUAUUAAAACGUCUCAAUGCCAUCAUGAUCUAUUUAUUCACUGUGAUUCCAAUACCAAUCUCGCCCAAGUAUUACCUUCCAUGUCCACCAAUUUACUCUUCAAUUUUGAACACCUACGACGAUGAUAAAUAUGACAUCACAUGCAAAUAUGAAACACAUGUUCGAUUGAUUUACUAUCGAACGAUUCACAUUUUCAUUCAAAUUCUAUCCGCAAGUCGAAUACAAUUAUCCUGCUUAAAAUGGUAUUUAGAUUAUUUAACCAUGACAAACAAUCGACGCAAACAGUCGACAAACAUCAACGAUAGUUUUCAUUCGCUUCGAACCCUGCUGAAAUCGUUACGCUUUCAUAAACUACCGAAUAUACCAGAUCGAAUCCUUGUAUAUUUUCGAGAUUUCUGCAUAGCGUUAUUCUUACUGGAUACACGCGAUCGUUUAUCAUUGACGUUAAGAACGUAUAUUCGUCAGAAAACUGAAUCGAUUGUCUCAUCCGAUCAACUUGCAUGGCAAAUUAUCAGUUAUGCAACAAUUCUCCUAUCAUUUCGUUGCUUAUUAUCUGAUGAAAUGAAUCUUUUACGUAUUGUACUAAAUCUUUUCUUCGAUUUACCACCAACUGAACAAUUAAUGCGAGCGUUAGCAACACUGAUUGUUACAAGACAAGAAGUAGAGAGCGAUCGAGCGAAUAAUGCAGAAAUUGGAUAUAUUAUUGAGAAACUGAAAGCGAAAUGGAUGCAAAUUAAUCCAACUUUCAUUCACAUGUAUGAAGAUUUCUUGGAAAAGACAAUGGUGCAAGAUGUUCAAGGCGAUAUGGUCAAACAUUACUUAAAUGAUGCAUCGGAUCAACCAGCUCUAUUUGACUUUAAACCAAAAUGGUUCGAAACAUGUGUUGAAUAUGGUGAAUUUAUGACGAUGCUCAUUCCACUUCUUCUCGAUACAUCAUCACUAGCGAAUAUAAAUAAGCAAGAAUUAAAUAAUGAUCAUACGAAAUUCGAUAGUACGUCGAUACCAUUAGUACCAACGAUGAGUGCGCAAUUACGUGAAUUAGAAUUACCCUCUAGUCUUGACAAACGAUAUUUACUUAAACAAGCACCAUUGUUCGUUCCACCAAAUGACUAUGUCGUUUUUCCUGUUCGUAUUUUGCAGAAUGAUCCUCAGCAAACGAUGUUUCAACAACCAGCAAAUAAUGUUAAUCAUGCGACUGUAGGAAGUUUCAUUCAAACGCCAUUGGCUCAACCACCACCAGGUGUCGUGCCUCUUGAACAGCAACAUCGACAUAGCUACCAGAGUUCAGAGGCAAAUAAUAACAAUAUGCAUAUGCACACCAAUGGAAAUCCAUCGAUAGAAUGGGAUGGUCGCUCAGAUGAUCCAUCGCGAUCAUAUGUACGACAAUUUGAUGCUCCAUAUGAUGGUGCAGCACGGCAUAGUAUUUGGAUGACUUCAUGGGCCAAUCGAGGAUUUUCAACCACGACCGAUCAAACCCAAACACCUGGUAUGCGUAUACCUGCAACUGCACAAUUUCUAGCUGCGACUUCAGUGCUCAAUGAUCAACAGCAUUAUGAAACUCUUGUGAAACAGAACUCCCAACAGAACAAAGUUUAUCAUGAUCAAAUAGACAACGAUACAGAUCUAACAGAUGUCACGAAAAACGAAGACGAAGAUGGAGUUGGCACGCAAAGCGAUCUACCGUCAAGUCCUCGUCGACGUGAUGUUUCAUUUCGAAAAAAUUCCUUGGAUGAAAGCAUGUCAUUACCUAUUUUGAGUACUGAUGGUGGAGGAGAUUUCGGUCGCAGUUAUGAUUUUCGUGCACCCUCACGUGAGACGAUACGGGAUGAAACACCAACAUAUGAUAUACGUGACUUUCCUACAGAAUACCGAGAACCAACUAAUCUACAAGGAACAGAUCCACCGUCACAAAUCUCACCACCAACUUCGAAUGGAUUUCAACAGGAUCAACAACACAGCCAUCAUUAUCCAACUCGACAAUCGCUUAGUGAUAGACGAUUCUUUGAUGAUUCGGAUCCAAACUUGAUACCGAGAAUGGAAGAAGAAGAGAGAAACAAAUAUAAUACUUUAGACACCAAUCGAACAACAACACCGAUACAAUCUGCUAAUGGACAUUAUCAGUCUUCUCGUGAUUAUCAACCGCCAUUCAAUGACUCACAAAGCCGUCGCUCACCUACGCGAGAUCUAUACAGUCGUCGUUCUCCAACGCGAGACUCUCACAGACGACGAUCACCGACUCGAGAUCAAUAUAGUCGCCGAUCACCAACACGAGAUCCAUAUCGUCAGCAGCAACAACCUCAUCAUUACCAACCAUUUCCUGAAAUUCCACCAUAUUCAAUGUACGAUCAAGUUCAAGCGCAUGCGCCUGUUCAACGUAGUGUUUCACUACGUUUACCAUUGCUUCGUUUGGGAGGUCCAGUUAUGACUGCGACACCAAUGUUGCCUCAAACUCGUUUCACACCAACAAUGCCUCCAGUUGCUGUCUAUCCUCCCAGGCCGAUCUAUGUUACAGUACCAACACCACCACGUUCUUCAUAUCCUAUGCUUCAUUUAGCUCCUCAAAUGCCUCCACCGGUAUCACUUUCUCCGCAAGCAACACGAGCGGAUCAACAGAGAUUAACCUAUGUACAAAACAUAAUGCAUCAAUAUGCCGAACACAAUCGACCGCGUCUUCAAUUAUUACAGAUGCGUCCACAUCCGAGAACAACGACUACAACUACAGCUGAUCUACAAAUACCAAUGCCUGCUCCAAACAUCGUUAGUAAAUCAUCGGACACCAAGGUUGAUGUUGAUAUACAGGCAGAUCUACCUCGACAAGAUGGAUUUGUUCUUGAGCCGGGCCUGUUUCAAUCGUUGUUACGUGAGACUACUGGUGUUAAUUUUACGUCAGCGGAAGCACACUUCUCUGCUGCUCGGCAAAUACAGCAGCAAGCACUUGAAGCACGUCGUCGCGAACGAUCAACUAUGACAGAUCUACCAGCACAUCAGGUUUUGUACGACUUACAGUACGCUCGUGGUGGGGCAGGAGAUGAACGUAAAUUCGUUAAUGUUACCGAUAUUGCUGGCCCACAUGCCGAUGCCUUACUUGCUCAGAUUGAACGAGAUCAGAAUGAACGAGAACAGGCUCGACUACGUCAACAACAAGAAUAUCAGCAGCAGCAGCCACCACCACCGUCGAUACCUAUGAUCACCAACAUGAAUCAAAUGCCACCAGCAAAUUACCCUAUUGGUUUUGGUCGACAACAUGCGGAAGUAAUGCAACAACAAGCACAAUCUUAUACAACUCAACCGUACUAUCCGUUGGGCUUUAAUCAGCAACAAGCUGAAGUUCUUGAAAAGCCUCCAAGUUUAUAUAACAACGAUGAUUUACAACGACAGAACGAACUUAUCUUAGAACGUCGACGUCUACGAGAGCAAGAAGAGAGGCAAGCAGAACAGAUUGCAUUCGGCAAUAUUGAAACUAAUCGUUCACCUCGAAAAGUGUCAUACGAACCACACGUGCAAACUUAUGAACUAGAUGAAAAAGAUGUUCCUCUGGAAUAUUUGAUACGCUCUCGACGACAAACAGAACCGACUCUAGAUCCUAGUUCACAUAUUGUAGAUCCAAUUUCCGUCCGUUCAAUCACACCUCGUUCGCCACGUAAACAGCCGUCUAGUGAUCGUCCAAUAUCAAUCAAAACAACAACACCUCGUGAUCCGUUCUCUCCACGUAAAACCGUAAGUCAUACGACAUCUCAUACUACCGCCACAACAUCGACAACACCACGCAAAGCUGCUUCUCCUACUAUCGCUGAUCGACACCGCGAAGCUCGUCAGCGGCAACAACAAAUGUUGGCACGUGCCCGUGAACAAAAUGCUCUUCGUUUUGCCGACGCUGCUCUUCAUGGUGAGCCGAUACCGUCGACACGAGCCUUAGAUGAAUUCCAACUUGAAGCGUUAGAAACAAGCUUUACAUCAACUGUAGUUGAAAUGGCAGGUCCUGGAGGACUUAUCAAUCGUACCUAUGAUCUUGAUUUAACUGAUGAUAUAGAUCAGAUGAUUAAUGAUUAUUCACAACAUAUACCAUCAAGACCAAUGUCUGCAGGAACAUCAAAUUUUAAUCAGAAUGCUUCUCAUCGUUCAAUUUCGCCAUCGCCAUUACGUCGAACAUCGUCUGCAUCGUCAGUUCGGUCUCGACCAAUGACACCAAUGGGCAAAGCUAUCGUUCAGGCGAAACACAAAGGUCCACCUCCUGCGCGUAGCAACAUGGCUAGAAAGCGGCCGCUAUCAUCUCCUGCUAAUCUAGGACAUAAGCGAGGUUCACUGAACACGUCAAUCAGGAGUAGUAGUAGCCAACCUCAUCCAAAACUAGUGCGAACUAUACGAAAAGCAUCACCACCAUCACAUAAACCAACAACGUACAAUGAACGGGUGCGUUCUCUGAAUAAAACUCAUAGCGAACCGCAAACAACAACGACGAAAGUGGAUUCUAUGGAUCCAAAAGCACUUAUGCGCUUGUAUGGCACACGACGAGUACCUGGUCUCUAUGUUCCAUAUGAAAAAGCUGAUCCACGCAUAACAAAAACAUACGCCGAACGAAUGCAAGAAUUGCAACAGCCAAUAACGACUGUUCAACCGAGAAGAACUCGACAGUCACAAAAACCACAGGAAAUACAAGAACAAGAGCUCGAACCACGACCUUCGAGUGCUCCAUCAUCCAGUUCCAUUAGUUUAUCCGAUUGGGAAGUUGACGAUCGUGUUAAAAAGAUGCUAGCAGAUGACCAAGACCCAUCAUUGAACAAAAAACUAACUCGAACAAUAACACCCUUAGAAAAUCUUGAUGAACUUGACGACGAAGAACUCAAUAUGGAUGAAACAACAUAUAGUUUAACUCGUGUGACUGAACAGACAAACGACAAUACGUAUGGUGACGAUCUUCGUUUACUUCAAUACCGUCGAUCAAGUGGUUUAAAUACAAAUACAUACGGUGGAACCAGAGUUAGCGCACGUAGUAGCGCUGGUGGUGAUAUGACUGCGCGAGACGAAAGUGAAAUAUCCAAAGCUGAAAGUAGCAUCGACAGUUAUCUCGAUUGGAGUAAUAUCGACAAAAAUUAUCCACUAGGGACAUAA
Adineta ricciae is the source of this 8289-nucleotide messenger RNA. Lineage: Eukaryota; Metazoa; Rotifera; Eurotatoria; Adinetida; Adinetidae. The record is from the annotation of a GenBank genome assembly.